CCUCGAUAGUGUUUCCUUUGGGGGCAGUUGCAUCGCUCUGCAGAUCUAUAGAUAGUGCAAGAAAGCUACUAUGAACCGUUCCGCGCCUAGCAUCUUCCGAUUGGCCUUUGGGCUCGCUCAAAGAGAAGGCUUGAACCACCAAGCCACACGCCUUUUUGCAGCGGCAGCAGAGCUCCGUAAAGCGGGCGCUGUGCCGGAUGGGCACCUCAAUUCGGACCUCAGCCCAACGGUGUGCCACAUCGGACUCGGGCGGCGCAGAGACCUUACGUUGCGCCAAGAUCUUCGCCUUUGGCAAAACGAUAAGCAGUUAGCUCUCGGCGACGUCUUCAAGGGCAAGAAGGUGGUUCUCGUGGGAUUUCCCGGCGGUCCAGUUUGUGUUGAACAGCACAUCCCCGGUUAUAUCGCCCAGGCGGACAAAUUAGGUAGCAUGGGCGUGGACAAAGUGCUGUGUGUGACCGUGGAUGACCCAGCCAAGGUAGCCGAGCUGGCGACCAAGCUGGGAGCCACCGGCAGCAGCAAGGUGGAGCUUUUGGCGGACCGAAAUGGGGGCCUGGUGCGGCUGCUGGGACUGGAGAUUGGCACACUUGAGAGCGCGGGUCCCAAGUGCCAGCGCUACGCCGCGGUUGUGGAGGAUGGCGUGCUGCUCAAGCUGCGUGUUGAAUCCAUGCCAGCGGAUCUCAAGGUUACCGACGCCAAGAGCAUGAUCCAGCUGUGGAAAUGUAUCUACCCUGAUGCGCAGAAUGCAUUUGAAACCUGGUCAGAAAAGGGCGACUGCCGCGACGAGGAAUCUGCAUGCCAAGACUGGGCCGAUAAGGGCGAGUGUGAAGGGAACCCCAAGUACAUGCUUACUCGAUGCCCGCUGGCUUGCAAGCAAUGUCAGGCUCCUGAGAUCAAUCCCCGGGAGUAUACCGGCGAAAUGCUAGUGCUCAACUGCUCCUUGGGCCAGCGCUUUGUCACCUACCGUGGUGUCGAACCCCGACAGCCAGUCUACAGUGCCCUGCCGCUGCCAGUUGCAACGGCGAUCCGGAUCACGCCAGAUUUUGAACGGGCCCCGCUAACGAGCUCCCUGGUCCUGGAGCUGGCGCACCACCCAGCCGCUUGCCAUACCUGUAACUUUUACCGCAACGAGGCGGUGCCUCAGGACGGUUCUUCGGGUCCCCCAUACGGACUGCUCCAGGGAAGUUUGGCGGGGUUGCUCAAGAUCCCGGAGAAGGAGGGCGGCGACAUAGCCAUGAGACGCGGCCACGUGGCCAUGAUACCCGGGACGAGAGAGUGA
Molecule: messenger RNA, 1276 nt
Organism: Volvox carteri f. nagariensis
Lineage: Eukaryota; Viridiplantae; Chlorophyta; Chlorophyceae; Chlamydomonadales; Volvocaceae
Gene: prx4
Product: peroxiredoxin, type II
Exons: 10
Coding region: 71-1276 (401 amino acids)
Biological process (GO): hydrogen peroxide catabolic process; cellular response to oxidative stress; cell redox homeostasis
Cellular component (GO): cytoplasm
Molecular function (GO): thioredoxin peroxidase activity
Source: RefSeq, a predicted model, not a curated record